AUGUCUACUACUGUCGAUGGAGUUCGUAUAUGUCCAACUACUGGUAAUCAGUAUUAUACUCCUAUUGUUCCAGAUUCUUCCAAACCUGUAGUUGGUAUGCAUUUCCAGUCAAUUGAUUCUGCCUUUAAUUUCUAUAAGAAGUAUGCUAAGUUAUCUGGGUUUGAGGGUCGAAAGCAUACUCAAUCUUCAAAAAAUGGUGUUGUCAUUAGAAAGUACUUUGUUUGUGCGAAAGAGGGUUCAGCGACAUCCUGUGCUGUUGACACGGUAAAUGAUAGUGUUGGUGCUGAUAAAAAGUUAAAUGACCGAAGGAGGAGACCUUCUAAACGUACCGGAUGUAAGGCACACAUCCGUAUGUCUUUAACUCCAAAAAAUACUUAUAGAAUUUCUCAUGUAUUUGAGGAGCAUAAUCAUUCUUUUGUUGAUGAAGAGGAUUAUCAUCUUUUAGCUUCGUCUAGAAAGUUGACAUUCACUGAAGAGCAACUGCUUUCUGAUUUUUCUGAGAUGAAUAUUGGUCCAGUUAGGGCAUUCAACCUUAUGAGAAAGAUUCGUGGUGGAUUUGAUAAGGUUGGAGUGACGUCUACUGAUUGUAAAAAUUUUAAAAGAGAUAUUAAUUUGUUCAUUGGAGAGUUUGAUGUGGACAUGGCUGUCCAACGUCUUAUGAAGAAGAAGCUGUAUUUGCCGAAUUUUUCUUGUGAAUUUUAUUGUGAUGAAAAAGGUUCUCUUGCUGGAUUAUUUUGGGCUGAUGAAGAAAUGAAACUGAAUUAUGAGGUCUUUGGGGAUGUUAUGUCUUUUGAUGCUACGUUCCGUACGAACAGGUAUGACUUGGUAUUUGUUCCGUUCACUGGAAUCGAUAAUCAUCAUCACAAUGUCACGUUUGCUGGUUCUUUGUUAGCAUCUGAAACUGCUGAAUCAUAUAAAUGGCUUCUUCAAAGUUUUUUGAAGGCUUUUGGUGUUGCACCUAAGGUGGUUGUGACUGAUCAGGACGCUGCAAUGAAAAUUGCCAUCCGAGAUGUUUUCCCAGAUACCAGACAUCGUUUGUGUAUGUGGCAUAUAAUGAUCAAAGUUUCUUAA
Helianthus annuus (common sunflower) is the source of this 1071-nucleotide messenger RNA. RefSeq names its product protein FAR1-RELATED SEQUENCE 5-like. The transcript has 3 exons. Bases 1 to 1071 code for a protein of 356 amino acids. Lineage: Eukaryota; Viridiplantae; Streptophyta; Magnoliopsida; Asterales; Asteraceae. Gene Ontology annotation, biological process: regulation of DNA-templated transcription. The record is from RefSeq and is a predicted model, not a curated record.